Lentinula edodes (shiitake mushroom) is the source of this 1200-nucleotide messenger RNA. RefSeq names its product proline racemase family. Bases 1 to 1200 code for a protein of 399 amino acids. The transcript has 4 exons. The record is from RefSeq and is a predicted model, not a curated record. Gene Ontology annotation, molecular function: hydro-lyase activity. NCBI's taxonomy places the organism in Eukaryota, Fungi, Basidiomycota, Agaricomycetes, Agaricales, Omphalotaceae.
AUGGAUGUGCUCCAGGAAAUCGGGGAGCAUCCUUCAAUGGUCAGGACGGUGGAAUUGCACACCUCAGGGGAGCCCACAAGGAUCAUCGUUUCUGGGUUCCCAGAGCUUGAAGGAGAGACAUUGUUGGAAAAACGGCGCUAUGCCAGUGACAAUCCUGCAACCGACGCGGUUAGAAAAUGGCUGAUGCUCGAACCACGAGGACACGAAGGGAUGUACGGCGCAAUCCUUGUACAAGACACAGAGUUGACGCUAUCUGGUGAAGCAGAUAUCGGAGUUCUAUUCUGUCAUAAUGAGGGUUACUCUACGAUGUGUGGUCACGCAACGAUUGCUCUGGGCCGUUUCUUGGUUGACACUCACGACUCGGAGGUAUUUCCUCGAAGAUCGUUGCUGCAGGUGCAGAAAGACGACAACGGACAGACGUUCACCGUGCUCAGGCUUCAUGCACCUUGUGGUGUUGUCACUGUCAACGUGCCCACUACACUCGAAGAUAAAUCAGACGCAACAAAGCCUGUCCGAUUUCAGUCUGUUACUUGCUUUGUGUCCUCCCCAAAGCAAGGCGUCACAGUCGAGGUCCCUUUAGAGAUGGCAUGGCCAAAGCUCAUCAAACAAAACAAGCGACAGAUUCGAAUGGACAUCUCAUAUGGUGGAGCCUUCUAUGCUCUCGUGUCUUCAGCGGAACUUGGUUUUGCUUCCCUCAGAGGGUCUAAUUCUGAAUUUAAAGAGCUAGCAGAGGCUGCACGCAUACUUCGUAUCCUUUUGAAUCAAAAUUCCCAAGCGCGCAGAUCAUUCGUUCAUCCUAAUGAACCGGAUAUAGGUUUUUUGUAUGGAAUCACCGUUAUCGACUCAAGUAUCUCAAGAAAUGGAGCCUCGGACCAGGACGAAAAUACUGUGACAUGGAUCUGCUUUUUCGCUGAUGAGCAGAUUGACCGUUCACCAACAGGGUCUUGCGUCAGUGCUCAUGUUCCGCUAGCCGUUGACCAGACUCAGCUUAGGAUAGGGGAAUGGUGCACAUACCAGUCGUUUAUUAGCGUACAAUUUGCUGGAAACGCGUUUAGAGGGCGCGCCGUUGCGCACACCGAGAUGGGUUAUGUUGUUGAGAUUGAGGGUUUUGCACAUUAUACAGGAACAGCCACCUUCAUACCUCCGCAGAAUAUGAUGGAUGCAAUAGGCAGCGGUUUCGCAUUGAAGUUGCCCUCAUGA